Molecule: messenger RNA, 303 nt
Organism: Lachancea lanzarotensis
Lineage: Eukaryota; Fungi; Ascomycota; Saccharomycetes; Saccharomycetales; Saccharomycetaceae
Product: LALA0S21e00100g1_1
Exons: 1
Coding region: 1-303 (100 amino acids)
Biological process (GO): transmembrane transport
Cellular component (GO): fungal-type vacuole membrane; fungal-type vacuole
Molecular function (GO): ABC-type peptide transporter activity
Source: RefSeq, a predicted model, not a curated record
AUGCUGCUGGAUGAAGCAACGGCGUCCAUUGACUACAAUUCAGACACCAAGCUACAGCAGACAAUCAGGGAAGAAUUCUCGGGCAGCACGGUUUUGACCAUUGCCCAUAGGCUAAGAUCCAUCAUCGACUACGAUAAGAUUUUGGUGAUGGAUGCAGGAGAAGUCAAGGAGUACGAUCACCCAUAUUCGCUUCUGUUGAACAAGAACAGUAUUUUCUACAGUAUGUGCGAGGACAGUGGGGAACUGGAGUCGCUACUCCAGCUGGCGAAAGAGUCAUUCGUGAAGAAACUCAAUUCCAAGUAA